CUUAAUAUUUCUUAUCUUAUGGCGUGCAUUAAUGACCUCGCGAAGGACGCAAUGUCCUAAGUCACUUACAUAUAACGUCUGAUAAAAUUUUAAUAGUGGUCACUUGCGGCAAGCCGGUAGAAGUGAGAGGACGUAGUAUAGUUGGUUUGCAUUUGAGAGGUCGCGCGUGUUUUUUUGUGUGUUUAGUUGGUAUUAAAAAUUUUUUUGGGGGAUUAUUGGGAUAAUUCAAAAUGUCGGCAAAAGCGAUAAGAGAAGCAACUGGCAAAGACAUAAUCAACAGAAAUCUGCCAGAAGGGACAGCAUUCGAACCAUGCACGUUUUUAUCAAUUGACGAAUCGAAUUUUAAGAAUUUCAGCGCCUUGGUCACCAAAAACCCCUGGUUGACGAGCAAAAAGUUGGUUGUGAAACCUGAUCAGCUGAUCAAAAGGAGAGGAAAGUUGGGUUUGAUCGCCGUAAACAAGGAUGUGAAUGAGUGCAAAGAAUGGAUUGCGCAGAGGAUAAACAAAGAUCAAAAAGUCGGCGAAGCUAGCGGUAAACUGCGUAAUUUCAUCAUCGAACCUUUCGUGAAACAUCAAGAAAAUGAGGAGAUGUACGUGUGCAUUUACUCGCACCGUCACGCCGACGCCAUCUUGUUCUACCACCAGGGAGGUGUCGACAUUGGUGACGUAGACUCCAAAGCCGUGAAAUUCGAAGUCCCAGUCACGAAAACGGAAGUCACAGAGGAGGAAAUCUCGAAAGCGCUCCUCGCUCAAGUGCCAGCCGCCAAGAAACAAAUGGUGGCUAAAUUCGUGCACGCCCUCUACAAACUCUACGUCGAUCUGCACUUCACCUACCUGGAAAUCAACCCUCUCGUGGUCACAGACAAGCAGAUCUACAUGCUUGAUUUGGCGGCCAAAAUCGACGCCACCGCCGAUUUUGUGUGUCGCCCACAAUGGGGCGAAAUCGACUACCCUCCGCCGUUCGGCCGUGACGCCUACCCAGAGGAAGCUUACAUCGCCGAUUUGGACUCCAAAUCCGGUGCCAGUUUGAAACUGACCAUCCUCAACAAAUCCGGUCGCAUUUGGACCAUGGUUGCCGGCGGCGGUGCCUCCGUCAUCUACAGCGACACCAUUUGCGACCUAGGCGGCGCCAAAGAGUUGGCCAACUACGGCGAAUACUCCGGCGCCCCGUCCGAACAGCAAACCUACGAGUACGCAAAGACGAUUUUGUCGCUGAUGACGCAAGAAAAACACCCGCAAGGCAAAGUUCUCAUUACCGGGGGAGGUAUUGCCAACUUCACCAACGUUGCUGCCACCUUUCGAGGCAUCAUCACUGCUCUCAUUGAGUUCAGAGAACGUUUGGUCGAACAUAAAAUCUCCAUCUAUGUGAGAAGAGCCGGUCCCAACUACCAAGAAGGUUUAAGACGCAUGAGAGAAGUUGGACAAACUUUAGGGAUCCCUCUUUACGUUUUCGGACCCGAAACCCACAUGACUGCCAUCUGCGGUAUGGCCUUGGGCACGAGACCCAUCCCCACCGAAAACAAGGUUGAGCACUCGACCGCUAAAUUUUUGCUACCGAGCGGCGAUAAAGAUGCCAAAUCUAAGGCGUCCGUGGCAAAAGAAAUGGUUGUCGUAUCCCCCACCCAAACCGUAAAUGAAAAUCCCCUAGCUAGUAGAAUCCAGUUUCAACAGACACCGAGCCAUGUUGGCGAGCCCAUGUUCAGUGCCAAAACCAAGGCCAUAGUCUGGGGUAUGCAAACCAGGGCCGUCCAAAGCAUGUUGGACUUUGACUUCGUCUGCAGCAGGCAAGAACCUAGCUGCGUGGCUAUUAUAUACCCGUUCACGGGAGACCACAAGCAGAAGUACUACUGGGGACACAAGGAGAUCCUCAUCCCGGUCUACAAGCGCAUGAGCGACGCCAUGGAGAAGCACCCCGACGCCGACGUGCUUGUCAACUUCGCCUCGUUGAGGUCCGCCUACAGCAGCACCAUCGAGUGCCUCAACUACCCGCAGAUCAGGACGAUCGCCAUCAUCGCCGAAGGCAUCCCGGAAAAUUACACCAGGAAGAUGAUCGUCAAGGCCAACAGCGUGGGGGUCACCAUCAUCGGGCCCGCCACCGUGGGAGGACUCAAGCCAGGUGGUUUCAAGAUCGGUAAUACCGGUGGCAUGAUGGACAACAUUCUGCACUCGAAACUCUACCGCCCGGGCAGCGUCGCCUACGUCUCGCGUUCCGGCGGCAUGUCCAACGAGUUGAACAACAUCGUUUCCCACAACACCGACGGUGUUUAUGAAGGGGUAGCCAUCGGCGGUGACAGAUACCCCGGUUCAACCUUCAUGGACCACAUCAUGCGCUACCAGGCCGACAAGAACAUCAAGAUGAUCAUCUUGCUCGGUGAAGUGGGCGGUACCGAGGAGUACGACGUCUGCCACGCGUUGCAGACCAAGAAAAUCACGAAACCGCUGGUCGCCUGGUGCAUUGGAACGUGCGCAGGCAUGUUCACUGCCGAGGUCCAGUUCGGGCACGCCGGAUCGUGCGCCAACUCGAACAAAGAAACCGCCACGGCCAAGAACGAAGCUCUCAAGGCCGCAGGAGCUCACGUGCCCGAUUCCUUCGAUUAUUUGGGCGAAAUAAUCCGCGACGUGUACCAAAGUCUGGUCGGCCAGGGGGUCAUCGUGCCCGCCCAAGAAGUACCCCCGCCGACCGUGCCCAUGGACUACAGCUGGGCCAGAGAGCUGGGCCUGAUCCGCAAGCCGGCCUCCUUCAUGACCUCCAUCUGCGACGAGCGCGGCCAAGAGCUGAUCUACGCCGGCAUGCCGAUCUCGGACGUGCUUCAGAAGAACGUCGGCAUCGGCGGCGUCAUCUCCCUUCUCUGGUUCCAGCGCUGCCUGCCGUCGUACGUGUGCAAGUUCUUCGAGAUGUGCCUGAUGGUGACGGCGGACCACGGGCCGGCCGUCUCGGGCGCGCACAACACGAUCGUGUGCGCGCGCGCCGGCAAGGAUCUCGUCUCGAGCGUCGUGUCGGGGCUUCUGACCAUCGGCGACAGGUUCGGGGGGGCUCUGGACGGCGCCGCGAAGCAGUUCAGCGAGGCCUACGAUACCGGUAUGCAACCCACGGAAUUCGUAAACCACAUGCGCAACAAAGGUCAACUGAUCAUGGGUAUCGGUCACAGAGUAAAAUCCAUCAACAACCCGGAUCAAAGAGUUAAAAUUGUCAAGGAGUUUGUGUUGGCCAACUUCCCGGCAACUCCCCUCUUGAAAUACGCUUUGGAGGUGGAAAAAAUCACCACCAGCAAAAAACCGAACUUGAUUUUGAACGUCGACGGCGUCAUAGCGACAUCUUUCGUCGACAUGUUGAGGAACUGCGGAAGCUUCACGAGCGAAGAGUCGCAAGAGUACAUCCAGAUUGGCGCCAUCAACUCCCUGUUCGUUCUGGGCAGGUCUAUCGGUUUCAUCGGCCACUUCAUGGACCAGAAGAGGCUCAAGCAAGGCCUUUACAGACAUCCAUGGGACGAUAUCUCGUACGUGCUCCCCGAGCAGUACAACAACUAAUAAUAUAAGGUGCUAGGUUUAUCUGGACUGACUGUAGGUCGUUAGAAAAACAAAAAAAAUUAAUCAAUCACCGAUGUUUUAGGAAAAAGCACGAUAAAUAAAUGUUGACUGUUUUGAGAAAAAAUAUAUUUAUUUUGUCGAAUCAAUAUUUAUAUACUUUUUAUAAUAUUUAUAUUGUUUUUAUUGAAGUCUAGCGACUUUGGUUCUAUUUUUUUAUUGUAGACAUCUGUUAAGUGCGAUUCAGUGUAUUUUAAAUCUAUUUAUAAAUAAAUGUCUUAAGAAAUUA
Molecule: messenger RNA, 3813 nt
Organism: Brassicogethes aeneus
Lineage: Eukaryota; Metazoa; Arthropoda; Insecta; Coleoptera; Nitidulidae
Source: the annotation of a GenBank genome assembly